Pygocentrus nattereri (red-bellied piranha) is the source of this 3458-nucleotide messenger RNA. Its product is annotated as neurotrypsin. Gene Ontology annotation, biological process: proteolysis. The transcript is spliced from 14 exons. Lineage: Eukaryota; Metazoa; Chordata; Actinopteri; Characiformes; Serrasalmidae. Gene Ontology annotation, molecular function: serine-type endopeptidase activity. Gene Ontology annotation, cellular component: membrane. The record is from RefSeq and is a predicted model, not a curated record. The coding region runs from base 233 to 2737 and encodes 834 amino acids.
UUUCUCUCUCUCUCUCUCUCCGUCUCUCUCUCUCUCUCUCUCUCUCUCUCUCUCUCUCUCCCCCCCCUCUCCCCCCUCUCUUUCUCUUCGUGUCCAGUACGUUUCCAGUGGGGCUGAAUGGAAGUGCUGGAGCCGGGUUGUGGAGUUGAGAGGAUCUCCUAGCUCUGGAGCUCAGCGGGCUGUAUGUAUAGCGGAGCCAUGAAGGAGAGCUCUCAGCGCGGCCACUGACAGGAUGGCCACCCGGACCGCCGGAGGAAUCUCCGCGGUGCUUUCUCUGUGCUGGUUUUUGCUUCAUGUUCUGGGAGACGACACACAGCAAGAUGGCCACUUGAAUUCUCUACAGAGUCCAGGCCCUCUGUCCUGCUCUGAGGGCUUCACAGAGCUCGGUUAUUACAAUGGCUCUGUGUCACAGACAGAAUCAGGCUUUCCCUGUCUGAAAUGGACUGAAUUCCCAGACUAUAUGCUGCAGUACCCAAACAGAGGGCUGGGCCAUCACAGCUACUGUAGGAACCCUGACCGCGAGGUGAACCCAUGGUGCUUCUUUAGACAACGCUCUGGAGCUAUCGGCUGGGCCUACUGCGACUGCCACCAAGGUGCAGCCAGGCUUAUGGGAGGCCCAUCCAACAAGAGCGGUCGACUGGAAGUUUAUCUGAAUGGUCGGUGGGGUGCAGUGUGUGACACACACCUGACUGACCGAGAUGCGAGUGUCAUCUGCCGGCAACUUGGGCUGGGAGAAAUCGGCACUGCCCUCCAGCACUCCUACUUUGGACCUGGUUCUGGACUCUUCCAUUACGAACGCCUCGGCUGCUGUGGCAAUGAAAACUCGUUGGUAGAAUGCAGAAACAGGAAGUUUGUCUCCGGUGAUUGUAACCAUGGAAAUGAAGCUGGAGUGGUAUGUGCAGCACCUGAAGGCAAUGGCACCCCCUUGAGGCUGGUGGGAGGUUUGGAAGAAUUUGAGGGGCGAGUGGAGGUGUAUCAUAAGGGCAAAUGGGGCACUAUCUGUGAUGACCAGUGGGAUGAUAUUGAUGCAGAGGUAGUCUGUAGACAGCUGGGUCUUGGGGGUGUGCCGAAAGCAUGGAUGUGGUCUCAUUUUGGCCAGGGCUCUGGGCCCAUCUUGCUGAACAGGGUACAGUGCACAGGAAAUGAGCUUUCACUGGAGGAGUGUCCUCAUAUGCCCUGGGGCCAGCACAACUGUGACCACAUGGAGGACGCUGGUGUGUCCUGCAACCCAUACACAGAUGGUGUGCUGCGUCUGGUGGGAGCAGAUGGACCGUGGGAGGGACGCCUGGAAGUGUAUCACUCUGGGGAGUGGGGCACAGUGUGUGAUGACAACUGGACCGAACGCCAUGCCCAAGUGGUGUGUCGGCAACUUGGAUUCAGUAGAGGGCGAGCUGAGGUUGCUCCAGAUGGUGCGUAUGGAGAGGGCACAGGGCUGAUCCUACUGGAUGAAGUGACGUGUGAGGGGGGUGAGAGCUCCCUGCUGGAGUGUGAGCAUGCAGAGUGGGGGCGUCAUGACUGCUCUCACAGUGAGGAUGUGGGUGUACGCUGUGAGAGAGCGGUCGACACCAAUGACAUUCCUGCAGUUCCUCCGGUCUCAGGCCCUCUGGUGCGGCUAGUGUCUGGAGAGAGUCGUAAAGAAGGCAGAGUAGAAGUCUUCCUUAACGGCCAGUGGGGCAGUGUGUGUGAUGAUGGCUGGAAUGACAUCAAUGCUGGAGUGGUCUGCAGGCAGCUGGGCUUUAUUGGAGUGUCUAAGGCACGCUCCAUGGCCUAUUUUGGAGAGGGCCAGGGACCAAUCCACCUGGACAAUGUGAGGUGUGUGGGCACAGAGUCAUCCCUGGGUGAGUGUCCAGCUGAUGGGCCAGGCACACAUGACUGCAGACACAGUGAGGAUGCAGGGGUCAUCUGCGAUUACGUCUCACAGCCAGCAGACGACAGUGCAAUGGCAAAGCAAUCAUGUGGCCUUAGGGCCAACACACAGCGCCGCAGGAGGAGGAUCAUUGGUGGUGACAAGUCACUAAGAGGGGACUGGCCGUGGCAGGUCUCUCUGUGGCUAAGGUCUCAGUCCAAGAGGAACCAUCCGCUGUGUGGAGCUACUCUCAUCAACUCCUGCUGGGUUGUCACUGCUGCUCAUUGCUUUAAGAGGUUUGGCAGUGAUCCCUCACGUUACGUUCUGCGGUUGGGAGACUACCACACGGAGGAAAGGGACGACUUUGAGCGCACGCUUUCGCCUGAGCGCAUCGUCAUCCACAAAAAGUACCAGAGCCAGGGCUGGGAAUAUGAUAUCGCCUUGCUGAGGCUGAAGGGCACUGAGGGGAAGUGUGUGUCCUUCAACCCUCACACCAAUGCUGCCUGUCUUCCUGCUCAGAGUAACAGGAGGGCCAAGAGACCUGCUGCUUGUGUCAUCACUGGCUGGGGAGUUACAGACUCAGAGUACUCUCGGACCCUACUGCAGGCAUGGCUUCCAUUGCUGCCUUCCUGGAAGUGUAAGAAACGCUACGGCAGCCGCUUCACUGGCCGCAUGUUGUGUGCUGGCAGCCUGUCAAACCAUCGUCGUGUGGACAGUUGCCAGGGAGACAGUGGGGGCCCACUGGUGUGCCAGGGCCAGGGUGGACGCUGGACAUUAACCGGGAUCAUUUCCUGGGGUCAUGGCUGUGGUGACCCCAGCUAUCCUGGGGUAUACACUCGUGUCAGCAGGUUCUUAAAGUGGAUUGAGAAGGUCACCCUGACUCCUGCUUAAGUCUGAAGUUACAAUGGUGAUGUGGCUCAUUCUUUGUUAAUAAAAUGUACUUAAAUUAUGGGACGCGGUGAAGAGGUGGCUAAAGUGUAGAGAUGGGACAAUAACACUUUUUCAUUUCCGAUAUUGAUAUUGAAACCUUAAGUAUUGACCGUUGCCAAUACCGAUCUUGAUGCAAUAUUUUUUUCUUUAAACUCUGCUAUGCUUUAAAAUGAGCUGUUUUAAACUGAAGCACUUCACUCAAGAUGAGCUACCGUGCCUGAACUACUCAAACAUUCUGUUACCCCACAGGAAGAAAUGCACAUCUAACAACAAAACAUCACACACUGUGAGUGUGUGCCAUUUCAGGCUAGAUUUUUACAGUAUUUGACUGAAUUCAUUAUUUUUUUCCCUCUAAUAUUUAGUUCUGAUGAUACUGGCUACAGUGAUACCUGGUUUCUUAUCAGUGCCAUCUCUACUAAAUUAGGGUUCCCUGUCAGGAGAGCUGACCUCUUUUUGCACAUUCAACAGCUCAUAUACCAUUUUUGCUUCUACUCAUCUGCACUUCAAAAGCCAUUAGGAAAGGGGUUAUGACAUAUCUCAAACAUGUGACUGACAUUCUUGAGGUAGAAGCACACUGAAUGUGCAGAAUCCUUAAGGUUGAACUUGCCUUGAUUGACAAGACUGUAUAUACAGGCUGUACAUAAAACCAUGUUGCACUAAACUGCAUGCUAUACUAGUGAAA